Molecule: messenger RNA, 4294 nt
Organism: Culex pipiens pallens (northern house mosquito)
Lineage: Eukaryota; Metazoa; Arthropoda; Insecta; Diptera; Culicidae
Product: tetratricopeptide repeat protein 28-like
Exons: 3
Source: RefSeq, a predicted model, not a curated record
AUCUCUAGAUCCAUCGGCAGCCUGCAAGGCUCAACGCGAUCGCGCCGCUCAAACAUGCUACCACCCUGGCAGGGCCCAUCCUGCCUGCACGUGCUGUACAACCUUCUGCUGGCACCGUUCGAAGAUCUUCUACCCGAUAUCAGCACCACAUCCCGCCUGGGCCGCCGCGAGCUCAUCCUCGUCCUGGAAAAGGAACUCUACCUGGUGCCGUUCGCGAUCCUCCGCAGCGGCGACGAGUCCGGCGAGUACCUUUCCGAACGCUGCUCCCUGCUUACGGUCCCAUCGCUGCACACCCUGCGCCAGAAGAGCCGCACCAAGGCGCGCGAACCCGCGGAAGGCCUGAACAGCGCGCUGGUCAUCGGCGGUCCGAAGAUCCCGGCGUCCCUGUCGGAGACGUGGGGCUGGUCGGAGUCGCCGGCGUCGCUUCAGGAGGCGGCCAUGGUGUCGGACAUGCUGAACACGAAGCCGCUGGUUUCGUGCAGUGCCACCAAGGAGGCGAUCGUGUCGGAGUUGGGGGCGGCGGAGUGCGUGCACUUUGCGGCGAACGUUAGCUGGAAGAUGGGUGCGGUGAUUUUGAGCCCGGGGGAGGUGUUGGACUCGCAGUCGCAGAAGCGGUGGGACGGGGACGAGGACGGGGUGGGGGAUUUGGGGGGGUCGGAGAUUCCGCCGUUGUCGGACUUUGUGCUGAGCGCGUCGGAUUUGCUGGCGAUGAAGUUGAGUGCGAAGUUGGUGGUGUUGAGUUCUUAUCACUCGGUGGAGCCGAUUACGGGGUCGGGGGUGGCGAAUUUGGCCGGGAGUUGGUUGUUUGCGGGGACGGGGGCGAUUUUGGUGUCGCUGUGGCCGGUUCCGGAGACGGCGGCGAAGAUUCUGCUGCGGGCGUUUUAUUCGGCGCUGCUGCAGGGAACGAGGGCCGCGAAGGCGUUGGCCGAGGCCAUGCAGACGGUGCAGCACACGAAGCACUUUGCACAUCCGGCGAACUGGGCUGGGUUUAUUUUGAUUGGGGGGAACGUGCGGCUUUCGAACAAGGUUGCUUUGAUUGGGCAGGCGUUGUGCGAGUUGAUGCGAACGCCGGACAAGUGCAGGGACGCGUUGCGGGUUUGUCUGCACUUGGUGGAGAAAAGUCUGCAGCGGAUUCAUCGCGGGCAGAAGAACGCCAUGUACACUACGCAGAAGAGUAUUGAGAACAAGGCGGGGCCAGUUAUUGGGUGGAAAGAUUUGUUGAUGGCGGUUGGGUUCCGGUUUGAACCGGCGGCGAAUGGAAUUCCGUCGAGCGUGUUCUUCCCGCAAACCGAUCCGGAGGAUCGACUGUCGCAAUGCUCGGCGAGUUUGCAGGCUUUGCUUGGGUUGUCUCCGACGACCCUGCACGCCUUGUCCAAACUUGUGAACAACGCGGAGAUCGCCGACGAGAUCAUCGGCGUGAUGCGGAACGUGGUCACGCAGUUCCCUCCGAAGGGCACCACCAGCAACGAAAGCGAGAGUAUUGACAUCAUAAUCGGUGUGAGGUUGUGGCGCGUGGCAGGUUGCCACGAAUUGCUUGCGUCCCUCGGCUUUGACCUCAUGGAGGUCGGCCAGGAUCAGGUCACACUCCGCACCGGCAAGCAAGCCAACCGCCGCAACUGCCAGUUUGUCCUGCAGUCGCUACUCGCCCUCUUCGACACCCAAGAAGCCCCCAAAAGCCUGGGCAUCGAGUCCAGCAGCAGUUCCGAAUCCCUGAACGAAGACACCUCGGACGAGGCGGCGCCAGCCGCCAAACCCCCAAGCCCUACCCCAACCGCACCGGAAGCCCAACGCAGCGUGUCCCCGGCGGUGACCGUCAAGAGCCAAGCCAGCUACAACUUCCCCCGACCACCGCUCCCCUUUCGCCGGGUGCCCUUCCUGAGCACGCGCAGCGCCUUCAUCUCGUACGUGCGACGCCGCGGCGAACCGGACGGCGGUCAGACGGAAGUCCCCAUGGGGACUCAGCAAGCGCAGGCCCAGCAGGACUCCAGCUUGGCGAACACUACCGACAGCGAGCUGUCGGACGGGUACACGACGCAGCAGAUCUUGAUGAAGAGUGAUCACCUGGCGAAGGGGUUGGGGUAUUCGAGUUUGCGCGGGACGAUCAAGGUUUCGCGACCGGGUGGGGGCGGGGAGAGUGAUGCGGCGUUCACGCCGAGUCCACCCGUUACGCUGCAGACCGUUGUUGAUCCGAACGUUUCGCUGGCGCUGGCGCACCAGACGAGGAUCAGGAAUCUGUACACGAACAAUGGAGUUAGCAGUUAUGGGCAUGAAACGGUGAGGGAGGGUGGUGUGAACUUGCGACGACCGGACAGUUCCAGCUCGGCUAGUUCGGCGACGGAUUGGGAGGGCUCCGGACAUGCUACGGUGCUGAGGAGGGCGAAUCAAGGUCAUCCGAAUCUGCCUCCGUUGCCGCCACCGCGGCAAACUUUGCCGAUGGUUGACAGUUUGAGGCCACUUGCUCCGUUGGCACCGGUCUACAAUAACAUAACCGGAGGAAGUGGAAGCACUGUUGGAAAGGUUCCUCAAACCAAGAGCGUGCUGGAAUCGACAAGUUCGGACUCGGAGUUUGAGCGAAGCUUCGAUCUGCCUUCAGGGUCGAACGCCGGCUCGAUCAGCAGCAAGCUGACCAGCCUUGCUCACAGCAUUCAGAGCAUGCGAAGCCGCAAGAUGAAGCUUCAACCCAUGCAACAGCAGCAACAACAACUCCAGCAAACCAAGAAGAUGGUCGACCAGUUCUCCUUCAUGGACCGCCUCAGCUGUCGCACGGAGAUCAGCAGCUCGAGCAACCAUCACGUGGCUCCACCCCGCAAACCGCUCUCAACCCUCCCGGACGACGAGCGCACGCUCAACCUCAACGCCAGCAAGCUCUACUUCAACCCGGCGGACGCCGAAAUCAUCCCUCUCGCCGAGUCCGUCACCUCAGCACCCACCAUCGGCGGCCCCUCAUCCUCCGCCACCUCCAGCAAAGACAGCAACAAACCCACCAACAAAACCAUCCAAGACUCGAUCAUGCGCCACAUGAGCCGCGAAAUGACCCCCACCAUCUCCGAGGUCUACCACGAGCGCAACAUCGGCCUCGGCCUCGCCCCCUCCCUCUCCAAGCUCCUCCUCUCCAAAAACUACGACGACUCCCCGGACCUCAAACCCCAAUCCUCCUCCUCCACCUCCUCCGCCUCCGCCGCCGCCGCCUCCCUCCUCAACAAACCGAGCGCCGCCCUCACCGUCGGCAACCUCGCCGAAGCCAUGAACGAAAUCGAAAUGAACGCCACCACCUCGUCAAAACUCGACGUCGAAGGCCAGUGCAACAUCUGCAACAGCCCGUCCGACCUCCUCUGCGGUUGCAGCACCACCUCAACGGUCGCCGCAGUCGCCGCCAUGACCGCAGCCCUCGGCGCCACCACCAUCACCAAAAAGUCCAGCUCCAAACCCUGGCUCAGCAACGUCACGCCGAACCUCGUCAAACCCGGCGACCUCACCACCGCCGACAUCCUCGAGCAGCAGAAGCAGCUCAAGUCGACCGUGUCCGGCCUCACCAGCAACAUGUCAUCGUCCACCGAAAACUCUUUGUCGACGGUGGUUAAGCGUGGUGGUUCGCCCUUCUCGGACUUGUCCAGAAGGGACGAAGGGGACGGGAGGAGUGUGGCGGACUCGCAGUGUUCUGGGAGCUUUCGUACCGAUAUAACCGGGUCGACGGUUACGGUGACGACGGCGGCGGCGUGUAAGGGAGGGCAGCAGACGGCGGUUGGUGCUGGGCAAGGGGGGAGUGGAAUGCAGCAGCAGUCGGCGCAAGGUGGACAAGGGUCGUCGUCCGGUGGAAGUGCGUCGGGGCAGACGAGUUCGAGUCAGAGGAGUAAAUACAUAAUUGAUACGUGAGGAUUUGUAAAAUAGUUACGAAAGCAUAUUAACGAGAUUUUAAGAAAUUGUUUUAAAAAUAAAGAUUUUAACCUGCAUUUUAAAAAUAAUUUAAAUUAGAUUUUAAGUUUUAAAAAGUAAUAAUGAACUGAUUAGAUAGACCUUUUUAACUAUUGUAGAACAAUCAAAACUAUAUUUUUUAAACUAUACACAGCCGAUUUGAGAUUAAACAUAUUCAUUUGAUAAGUAAGGAAAUGGGCAGAAAUUAAACUGUAUAAAAAAGCCUACAAAGAACCUUGGUGAGAAUACUCGAUUUUACUAUAUUAGAAACUAAAAACAAACUAAGAGGAUUGAUUUUAAAUUCCCAGUGUAAAGCAUUUUUUGUAAAUAUCAUAUAUCGUCAAAUAUAUAUUUUAAUUGAAUACAAGAAUGUUGAAGCAAA